ACAAAGUGUAAACAAAAACAUUGAAAGUUAUCGCAUUUCCCAUCAAAAGUGCGUCGCAUUUUUGUUCUCGUUUCAGUUUCCGCGCAAAAUAAUGCUGUAAAAAGAUGCUCGCCUCUUUUCCGGAUUCCCGCUUCGUGGGUGGUCCCACGCUCAACACCCCCGCCGCCGCCGCCGCCGCCGCCAUCGGCACCGACUCCACUGGAUGUCCGGCGCGACGGAGUGCUUGGGUACGCGAGUACCGCGACCUGCAGGCCAACGUCAUGUCCGUCGACUGGACGGGCUCGUGGAUAUUGCUUGCCGGGAGGCGUCAGCUUGCGCUGCAAUCGAUCCGGGACUACGAGAUGGAGGGCGAGGGAGGGUGUCCUGCCGGGGGGUUGAGUAAGUUCCCGCGGCCGUGGAAGUACGAAGUCAGUGCGGCGGAGUGGGCGAUUUGUCAGAACAGCCAGGAGUACUGUGCGAUCGCGACGAGUCAGACGAUCGAGGUGGUGACCUGGAAGUCGGGUCAACCGACGAUUAAGCACUCGUUGAGGGCGCACACGCGGAUGAUUACGGACAUUGAUUGGCACUCAAAGGUUCCGCACCUGUUGGCGAGUUGCUCGAUCGAUACGUAUACGCAUCUGUGGGAUUUGCGGGAUCCGCGGAAGCCGGUUCUGUCGUUGAACGCGGUUUGCAUGUCCGGAGCUAGUCAGGUUGGUUUUAAUCGGGUUUCUGGGAACUUGGUGGCGACAGCUCAUGAUGGGGAUUUGAGGAUUUGGGAUCAGCGGAAGGGUUCUUGUCCGAUUCAGUACAUUACGGCGCACUUGUCACGGAUUCAUGGGAUAAACUGGAGUCACGAUCAUGAGACGAGUUUGUCGACGGCGAGUCAGGAUGGGACGGUCAAGUACUUUGACAUAAAUAACCCGAGGAGGGCGGAGAAGAUCAUCACGACUUCAUGUCCGGUGUGGCGAGCUCGUUACACGCCGUUUGCCGAUGGGUUGGUCACGAUCAGCGUGCCUCACCAGGGUCGUGGAGAGCACAGUCUGUUGAUGUGGAACAACUCCAAGCAGGAUUCUCCGAUCUGCUCCCUUACGGGUCAUACCGACGUCGUGCUGGACUUUGCCUGGCGUCGGAACAGCUUGAGUGUAGAUCCGGAGCUAAUCACGUGGUCUCGCGAUCAAACAAUCCGCAUCUGGCGAAUCGAUGAAGAUAUCCGGAAGCUCUGCGAACGCUAUCCUCCGGAAGAUGACGACGGACUCAUAAUUGAUGAAGGGACUUCAUUAUCUAAAGUCAGCUCGGGCGCCAGCAUGAAGAGUCCAACUCGCGAGAAGCAACCGUCGGUAUCGCUGCAGCACGAGUUCUCUCUGCUCAACCCGAACAUCCCUCACAUAGACAUCGAGGUGUUGGAUCCGGUCAAGCGAACCGCCACAGUGAGGAUCUCCGUCAGCGGGUACGUAGUCAUGCUGCAGGUCAACUUUCCGCAGCAAUACCCGAACAACGGCAUCGGUCCGGAGUUCACCUACUGCCAGGGAACCUCGCUGGAUGAUCAGCUUUCGAUCACCCUAAUGAAGACUCUCCGGAUGACCGCUAGUCAACGUGUAAAGAAAGGUCGCACCUGCCUCGAGCAAUGCCUGCGAGCUCUGGUAACCCAACUCAAGAAAUCCACCACCAGCGGAGACAAGCAUAUGCGACUACAGUCACCUCGCCUCGAAGGAGCCCUCAGCAGUGCUCUACACGACGCUUGCGUUCCUUUCCCGAAAACUUCCGGCGCUCGCUUCAGUCAGGUUGGCAUCCUGGUCACCUUCUCUCGACCCCUCAACACCAAACGAAUCAGCUUGAAGCACCAAAACACCACUCCAAGAGCGCUGUCCGCGAUCAGCGGAGGCUACCUCGGCAACGUAAUGGGCUCGCAACCGAUUCUGUACGCCCACCGGGAUCCUAGCGUGUCCUCGUUCUAUCUACACGAUCGGAAAUCCUCCCGCAACCGGGGCUCCACCCCGAAAGUGUGCGUCGCCACCGUCAACGUGUACGACAUCGCCAAGAUCCUGUACGUGAGCCGCGAGCUGGCCGAGAACUACAUCAUCAACACAUCGGACGUUGCGGGCAUGUGUCGGCACAACCGCGAGGUCGCGGAACGCUGCGGCGGCCGGCCCGACCUCGUCCAGUGCUGGUCGCUGGCGGAGAUGAUUGCGGCGCCCGCGACCUCCACGGUGGUGGCCGCCGAUUUCGAUACCGACGACGAUAUGCUGUGUGCGCAGAACCCGUUCGCCAAGAGUUUGCUCGAGUCGCUCAUCAAUCACUUUGCCCGGAUCUACGACAUCCAGACGGCGGCGAUGCUGUGCUGUGCGUUUGGCCGGCACUGUCCCUCGUUGUACGAGCUUUCGCGCAGUUCCAGCUCCAGCAGCAAGUCCGUGAACCAGAGCCACUUACUAAGUGGUCUGCGCAAAAUCAAGCCAAGUGGUUCCCCGUACCACACGAUCCUCCCGGUGGACAACACCAACAACUCGAACGCCGUCUGGACCCUGGCCCAGCAGCUCAAGCACCUCCGCAGCAACUCCUGGUCCGACUCGCUGGACGACUGCCGAAUCGCCGGCCUCGGAGACAUCAACCGCAGCCUGCUCGGCGACACCAAUCGCUACCAGUACGACAACUUCAAGCGGGCGUACGCCGAAAUGCUGUACCGCUGGGGUCUCCUGGUGACGCGCACCAAGGUCCUCAAGUACCUGUCGCACUACGUAGAUCCACCGCGCUGUGUGGAGUUCGUGACGGAGUGUCAGCACUGCUGCCGGAUCGGAUCGCCCGCUUGCUCCAGCUGCCGCAAACCGGUACUGUACUGUACCCUGUGCAGACUGCCGGUGCGAGGGGCGGCCAACGCGUGCCUGAACUGUGGCCACGGAGGACACACCGAGCACAUGCGGAUAUGGUUCGAAAAGCACGACGAGUGUGCCACCGGAUGUGGGUGUCACUGUUUGAGGCAGAGUUCGGCGUUGUGCAAUUUGAAUUAGGAGAUUUUUUCUUUUCAGAAUAAAGAUUAAGUUUUAUUCAAAUUAUA
Culex quinquefasciatus (southern house mosquito) is the source of this 3028-nucleotide messenger RNA. RefSeq names its product GATOR complex protein Wdr59 (gene Wdr59). Lineage: Eukaryota; Metazoa; Arthropoda; Insecta; Diptera; Culicidae. The record is from RefSeq and is a predicted model, not a curated record. The transcript has 5 exons. The coding region runs from base 105 to 2981 and encodes 958 amino acids. Gene Ontology annotation, molecular function: protein binding.